AUGUUCGAGGCGUAUACAUCAAUAGAAAUAGCUUCAAAAUUGGAGAAAUCGAUAGAUGUAGCAUCUCUGGCAGCCCAUAACCAUGCAGCUAAAGUAUAUCUUGGAAGUAAAGCUGGUUAUUUAGUAGCUCUAAAUGGAGUUCGACAAGGUAAACGAGGAUAUGAUUUGCUGAUGUGUCGAUCGUUUGAAAAAAAAUCAGUGUAUGAGUUAUGCUGCAUUGAAAGACAUGAUAUAUUACUGUGCUUAACGGAUUCGCAACUUGCAGUACAUGAUCUUUCUGAGCCAUUCGCUCUGAAAGCUCUUAUUUCUGAUGUUAGACCUAUCUCAGCUUUCUGUGCCACCGUUUCUGAGGUUGAUGGGUUACUAUAUGUGGCUGUUAGUGCUAGAAAAAAGAUAUUUUUAUACAAAUGGGUUGUUGAUGAGUUUACUAGGAUGGAAUUCGAUAUGUCUCUAGCAUCAUUUCCUGAACCUGUCAGUUAUAUGACCUGGUUUGGUCCAAUAAUAUCAAUGGUUUCACAAAAUGAGUAUUAUUAUAUGGCUGUUUUUCCACUCGCGGAAGAUGUCGUGAAUGUAAAAAAAUUGUUCGACGUCGGUUCCAAAACGGAAAAUCCAGUAAUCAUUGGACUACUUGAUCAUAAGCUUAUUGCAUAUUGUCGUGACAAUUUCUUAUUUUUCCAAGAAUAUUAUGGAACUGUGAAUCCAAUGUCAGAAGUGAAAUUCUCAGAUACUCCUCUAAAUAUUGUAUAUGAUGCUCCUUAUUUGUUGGCUUUAAUGAAAAAAGGCAGAAUUGAGAUAAGGUCAUUAAGACCAACAACACAUAUACAAACUAUCCAGCUCAAUAAAGCAGCAUAUAUUUCAGCUGGUUUGAAAGGUACUGUAUAUGUUGGAAGCUGUAGCGAUGUAUGGCUUUUAGAUUCGCGACCUAAAAUGAUGAAUAAUGUGGAACAGUUAAUUCGUGAAAAACAAUUUGAAUUAGCUGUUCAGCUAGCGGAAAAAUGCUGCGAAAUUGGUGAUAAAGGAGUUGUUGAAAUAAAACGUAAAGCAGCUUUCAAUUUAUUCUGUCAACGUAGAUUUGAUGAAUGGCUUGAAAUACAUGCACAGAUUAAAACUGAUGUUAUGACUGUAAUAGCACAUUUUCCACGAUUGUUGGAUUCUACGUACCAGGAUUCGUUGAAAUCAUUACUUGAGGAAGAGCCACCAGAUUUUCCUGAAAAUGAAUUCAGAAGUGGAUUGCAGUCAUUGGCUCCGUUUCUAGCUUCUAUACGGAUGGAACAUGCGAAGUCUGUAACUGAAAUUAAAAAAUUCCGGAAUCCAUCUUUGUCAGAUUCCAAUAUAAUAGAGCAGUUACGAAGCCAUGAGAAUGUUUUGCAAGUAGUUGACACUACAUUAUUAAAGUGCUACUUGCAGACCAAUGAAAGCUUAGUUCCACUACUUCUUCGUCUUCCGGAUAACAUGUGCAUAUUAGCUGAUUCGGAAAAAGUAUUGCUGGAACGUCGAAAGUACUAUGAACUGUAUAUUUUGUAUGAAAAGAAGGCAUUGCAUCAAAAAGCAUUAAAUUUGCUAAUGUCACAAGCUCAUGUAGAAGGAAGCCAAUUACGAGGUUGCAAGAUGACAGUAGAAUAUCUACAGAAGCUCGGAAGCAGUCAUUUGGAUUUGAUUAUUCAAUAUUCUGCUUGGGUUUUACAAGAAGAUCUUAAUACAGGUCUUUCGAUCUUCAUCCAUGAUACUCCAGAAAUCCGAUCAUUAGAUCGAGGACGAAUUUUGAAAUUUUUGACUCAUGAAUGUAUUGCUGCUGUAAUUCCAUAUUUGGAACAUAUAAUUUAUGAAUGGGAAGAGGAUUCGCCAAAAUUUCAUGGAGCUUUGGGUGAACAUUACAUUGCAAAAGUAAAGCAGUUACAACGUGAUUAUAUCAAUGUUCUUCAAGAAGAUGAGCAUGUUGCGCCAGCUGGAGAAGAAGAAGGGGAACUUGGUGAAUACAGGCGUAAGCUUCAACGUUUUUUGCAAACAUCUGUUGCUUACAGUCCCGAAAAAUUGCUAGUUCUGUUGCGCCACAAUACUUUAUAUGAAGAAAGAGCAAUGUUAUUAGGACGUUUGAAACGGCAUCAACAAGCACUGGCUAUUUAUACACAAAUAUUGAAGAAUUAUAAGGCUGCAGAAAAAUAUUGUGUAGAUUGUUAUGAUCCUCAAGACCCAGAGCGGUCAAAGAUAUUUUUAAUUCUACUUCAAAUGUACAUAGACCCACCUGACACAUCCAUCAUAGGAUUGAUGCAAAGCGAUCACUGUCAAGUUAUACCCAAUCCUGAGGAAGCAGUUAGGAUUUUAAAAAAACAUCAUGAUGUUUUCGAUGCAGUGGAAGUUGUCUCAUUAUUACCUCACGAUUAUACAUUGAAAUCUGUUUGGCCUGGUUUAUCAAUUAUUCUACAAGAUGUACAUGACAGAAAAAUUACUACAAUGCUUCAUAGAAGUAUAUGUGAUACAGCAUUAAAGCGUUCGGGGCAGCAGAAAGGUAGAUGUCGUUGUAUGAAGUUUGUCAUCGACUACCAAAGUGAAUGCGCUGCAUGCGGCAAAAAAAUCGCCAAUAGUGCCUUUGCUCGUUAUCCGAAUGGUCGUUUGGAGCAUUUCUAUUGUUAUCAACACAAAAUAGAAAAACAGUAA
Thelazia callipaeda (thelaziosis nematode) is the source of this 2655-nucleotide messenger RNA. NCBI's taxonomy places the organism in Eukaryota, Metazoa, Nematoda, Chromadorea, Rhabditida, Thelaziidae. The record is from the annotation of a GenBank genome assembly.